GUGAGUCAGUCAUUAUUUGUGUGUAAUGUAAUGGCGAUUUGUGAACAGUAGUUUCUUCGGAAUAAUAUUACAUGUAAUAACGAAAGUCAUAAAAUUAUACGUGGUACAUAAAUACCGAGAUUACCAAUAUGCGGUCUGUUGUAGAAAUAGGGGCAAGUGUCCCUGCCUUUUUAGGAAAAUUAUGGAAACUGGUUAACGAUACAGAAAACAAUCACUUAAUUUCCUGGAGCCCCGGAGGAAAAACAUUUGUAAUAAAGAACCAAGCUGACUUUGCUAGGGAAUUACUUCCUUUGUAUUACAAACACAACAAUAUGGCUAGUUUCAUCAGACAAUUGAAUAUGUAUGGAUUCCACAAAAUCACAUCUGUUGAAAAUGGUGGACUUCGUUAUGAAAAGGAUGAAAUUGAAUUCUCACAUCCCUGUUUCAUGAGGGGUCAUUCCUACUUACUAGAACACAUAAAGAGAAAAAUUGCCAAUCCAAAGACAAUAGUGACUAGUGGAGAGAGUGGUGAAAAAAUACUACUAAAACCUGAAUUAAUGAAUAAAGUAUUGACUGAUGUAAAACAAAUGAAAGGGAAACAAGAGAACUUGGACGCUAAGUUUAGUGCAAUGAAACAAGAGAAUGAAGCUCUAUGGAGGGAGGUGGCCAUUCUUAGGCAGAAGCACAUCAAACAGCAGCAGAUAGUAAAUAAUCUGAUACAAUUCCUGAUGUCCCUAGUUCAACCAGCAAGAACAAACAAUGCUAAUAGUAAUAAUGUUGGUGUGAAGCGACCUUACCAGUUGAUGAUAAACAGUGCGGCACACAAUUCUGCGGCAGACAGCUCCCACCCUGGACGGAUAAAGAACAUCAAGCUGGAUAAAGACACAUUACUAGAUGAUCUGAAUGAAGAGAAUUUGGAGGAUGGCCCCACAAUCCAUGAGCUGGCGCAUGAUGACAUUUUGCAUUCAGAGAUUGCUCAAGAUUCACUAGACCCUGCAAACUUUGUGACAAUAGAUGUGCCCUCAGAUGCCAAUGUCAACAAUGACUAUAGUCCUAACCCCUCAGGCUCUGUUCAAUAUGAAGUUACUAUGGAAGACGGAGAUGAUUUAGAUACAGAUGGUGUCAGAGUCACAUAUCCAAUAGCCAAAGCCAACAACCUAUUACGGCCUCUGGAUGUUCAACCAGUGGUGACAUCACCGUCUCCCACUAUGGUUAAUCCAACAUCACCAUUGGAUCAACCAAUACUAGAUCAAGUUUUCAUUGAUCCAUCAACAAUGACAACUACACAAAAAACAAAAAAGGUCCAAAGGAAUAUUGCUAAACCGACUAAGAAAAUGACUUCUGGCAGCAGUUUUAACAACUUAAAUCCUUCUGCGGAUUUAAAAUUACCAGCUGAAAUUUUUGCUGAUGAAGAUUCAGUUGAAAAUGGCAUAGCAGCUGAUGAACUCCUGCAGAGUGCACUACAAAGUGCUGCAUUAGAUGGUGGCAUGUCUACUUCCAAAGACAAAAUGUUUGGUGGAAUCAACAUCAAACUUGAAAAAGCAGAAAAUUCCAAAACAACAAAGAAAUCAAAGAAAUCAAGUAAGGACAACAAUACAAACCAGGUGAACCUAGCUGGCAUUAAGACUGAGCUGCAAGACGACUUGGACUGGAAUAACAUGACUCUUGCUACCAUGAACAACAACAGUGACGUUAAUAGGUUUAACUCCGUGAAUAGAAGAGAUAACAUCAGCAAAAAUCUUGAGGAAUAUACUUCUGUCUUUGGAACAAAUUCAAACAAGAAUGAUAUUGACGAUCAUUUGGACUCCAUGCAAACUGACAUUGAAUCACUAAGAGAGUUAUUGCGGAGUGACAGUUAUGCGUUGGACACAAACACUCUAAUGGGGAUUACUGAUGCAAGGCUAGGAUCUACGAUGUCUUUCGCCAUUCCCUCCGGUCAGCUGCCGUCACACGAUUACCUCUUUGGCUCCGAUGAUCCAUUCUACGGAUUGUCUUAUAACCCCGUGGACGAGCGAGCGAGACCAUCAAACAGUGCAAAGAAGGUGAAAGGUGAGAUAUCGAAUGUGAGCGGGGACGAGGGUCGUGCCCAGGACGCGUUUCCCGAGGACGAUGCUGAGGGGAAUCAGCUUAUGUCGUAUACAGGGAAUAUUCCUUACUUUGAGGAUAUGAACCUAGAGUUGGCGAGCGAUAACUCUCAAGAGGCGCCGGCGCCGCCAAGCCCGUCUAGCUACACGCUGAACACGCCUCAGGUGCAGCUGGGCUCGCCCGCCUUCCCGCAGAAACCAUGAGCCCCCGCCACUCGGCGUCGCGUAUACGUUAUGAACGGUUGAAGAACGCAAACGUCGUCCUAAAUUAUAACUUAAGAGCCGUGAAACAAUCGCUCCGUGGGAAUUUGCUCGACGUUGACAACUACAGCGUAGGGGAAAGUCGCCCGAAGACUUCCAGGCCGAGGUAUAAGGGUAUGUUUACACGAGGCCUAGGUUACAUUUGAUAGCCGACAGCGCCAUGUUAUUUUAACACUGUGGCUAUCGACUGUCGAAUACGGCAGCAGACUACCCAGUGUCAACGCCCCUUUGCCAAUGGGAAAAGGCUCAAGCUAAUGUAUGAUGAACAUAGUGAUAUGUCACAAGUGCGAAAUGUAUCUAAUGCAAUGUCGCACUACUGCGUGUGAGCCUUGCCGUGUCCUUUAAUUUGUUUGUAUAUAUACUUUAUCUGAUCGGCUAAGUGCAACACAUAAUAAUGUAUUUGGUCUUGUUUCCAUGUAAAUUUUGUACAGGUUAAUAUUUAAAAAAUAUGUUUUUUUGUUUUUGAAAAUAGUGAAGCGCUGAUGUUUAAUAUUUUAUAUUUGAGAAUAUCUGUUUCCUAACGAGUCAAUAUAAUUAUUAUUGUUAUUUAACUAAUUCAAUAAUGAUUAAAUCAUUCUAUUGCAUGUUUACCUACCUAUUUUCGUUGAGGCCAUGGUUGACCUUAUUUAGUAUGUCUUGCGUUGAGGCAAAGACUCCUCAUUAAACAAAAUGUACUACUACUUAUAAUUUUAAAUAUCUAUACAAUUCAUACCUAAGUAAUUAAUUAAUCUCAAUGAUUAAGUUAUCAUAGACCUAAGUUUGUCUAAAUGUAUCUCUGUCAUCUUUUAUGAAUUCUAUGUGGCUUGAUGAAAUGGAAAAUGAUACUAUAAUAACUUAACCGUGUAGUAGGGUGAAGUCAUAUUUUGUUUUUAAAUGUAAUAUCUAGUUUAGCGUCGAUUCGACCAAUGUUUUUUUUAUCCUAACUAACCAUGUUAAAACUAAAUUGGACUGACCUUCGAAACGUUGGUCGUAUCUAUACUAAGAAAACCCGAAAAUCGUGGCAUUUAUACAACAAAUAUAUGUGACCGCGGCCGGCAAAACGUCCCACUUUAUCGCUUACCAUAAGGACAAGAUUUCCUUGUAUGUUAUGCGAAUAGCCUAACAAGGCGUUGUUAUGGCAAGCGACAAAGUGGGACGUUUUGCCCGUCACGGCCACUUAUUCAUAUCCACAUACCUACUGAAAUGUAUUAACUCGAUGAACAUCAUCGAUAUGGCCUAACUUAUUAAUUCUGAAAACCUUACGUCAUAUUGUUCGUCUUUUUUUGGUUGACAUUCAAUUUACCAUAAAAAUAGGUAUUCCCAUCUUAAUUGCUCCCGUUUCGAGCUCACAGCUUGAACUCGAACGGGGAGCACAACACAAGCAGAUUUGCUACCUGCUGUUGCUACCAAAAGCAAUCUACAAAAGUAAUUAAAAGCGAGCAACUAACAUACUUUUGAAAUUAAAUUUACAAGUUAGAAAUGUGUCUACCGAAUGACGCGGCUAUGAGUAAAUGAUCACUGCUCUUUUGUUUGUACCUAAAUGCAAAGUGCCUGUAUAUGUAAAAUCACAGAGUGAACGGACUGUUUUACGUCGUUUCUUCCCUAUCUAUGAUUGCAAAGAAGAGGCAAAAGUCAUGCCUCUGCAUUGGACAGCUGAACUUCUAGGCGCUAUACACUGUAUAGUAUACAGUGCCAUAUAUAUAUUGACAACUACAGUGGAACCAAUUUUACGAACGUCAUGUUUUGUCAGCCAGAACUACCGCGUAAUAUACAGCGACAUAUAUGUACAUUAGCUGUUAUAUUUCGGGCAUGAAUAUUUCUUAGGUAUACCUCUCCUACUAGUAAUAAAUCUUUAAUGAUGGUAAUAUAGAAUCUGCCUUCAACCUAGUGCCUGCCCACCAAAAAGUAGAGAGACGUAAUGUUGACCUACACAGGAAACAUCGUAAUAUGAGGGUUGAACAAUUUUUUGUUACUUAACCAAGCUUUUAUAUUUCCUAGUUUUACAGUGUGUUUAGAAAAAAACGUGACAAUUUAUGUCGCUGAAAUGUUUUAAACUAGUUACAGCUCUUUACUCUUUGGUUCCUAAUUACGUCACGCAUUUACAAUCACCUAUUCCAUGACUGAAAUACUUUUUUGUUAAGUACUAAAUUCAUACACACAGUAGAUAAGAUGGCAACGAUAAUCUUAACUUUGGACACCUUGGGAACUAAUGGUCCAAUACGCUAGUGGUGUUAGUUUAUCUAUUGAUGACACUCAUGCAAUUUAUAAAAGCACUGGAGGUUGUACGUUAAACAAACUUUUAGAGGCAAUAGAAUAUGACCUUUACCUAUUACAAUACACAUAUAUGGUCUGUUUCUUCCUUCAGAGUAUUUUCUUGAAAUUAGGUAUAAGUGGUAACUCUUAAUAUAGCUAAAGGUUUUUUCAAGACAAGAGUGACAUAUGAAUAAAGGCAACCUCAAAGAUAUCUACGUGCAAGAUCCAGUACUGUUAUAACAUUCUUGAUAACACUAGAACUGAGAAUACAAAAACCUUGCUAUGUCUAAGUAAUAUAAUAAUAUCAGUAUCAAUUAUUUACUUGUAACAAUUUGUAAUGUAUUAUAAUUGUGUAAUUGUACAGGGUCUUAUGCGAAUGGCAGAUGACAGUGACGUCAUAUUACAAAUCCGAGAUUAAUUUAUGAUGCCACAUUUAUUUAUUUAUUGCUCAUAUAAGUAACGCAAUGUUACAGUUAAACCGAGGCACUGUGAAACUAUGAAAUACUAAUUAAACAUUGGAUGACAUAAUUAUUUCUCUGUUUUUCAAGCAGAUAUAAGCAUAUUAUAAAGACUGCCAAUAUCCAUACAAAUUACUGUUGCGGAUGGUGCUACUAGUUGAGCAUUACAUUAAAAAAAACGUUGUGAGCUCCAUGUCAGUUCCUUUAUAUAUUAUGUCGCAUAUUCGUUACCUCUAUCACAACGCCAUCGCAUGAUUCGUCGUAAUAUUUGGAAUAGAUAGUGCUGUGAUAAAAUUCAAUUUCAAAACAUUAUACAAAAUGGACAGAAACCUCGUUGGUGCUGCCAUCUAAUACAAAGUUUACUUACGCAAUUUUGGAUCGAUAAGUCUUUAUUAUAUAAUCGUUUUUAUUUCAAGUCAUGAUUGCCAGCUCAAGUUAUUCGUGGUCGUCGGAAUUUUGUUUAAUGAUGGCCUUAAACUGAAGUCCGUCCGAAGUUUACCAAUUUGAUGAAAAAAUAACCCAGUUUGAUUUUGAAAUCAGUGAGACGUGAAAACCAGAGAAAUUUGUUUCAUGCGUCUUUUCGUAAUGUAACUGUGUGAUAUGACGUUACUGCCUAUGAUAUUUGAAUUCUGGCAGUCUGGAACCAUAUUAGGUGUUAACAAAUGCAGUUUGUGUAGUACACGAGCGAUUGUCGCCUUAGUAUCUUCGUCUAUUUGUGAUUUUAGGAUAUAUUUGCUACUAACGCAAUACAAAUCUCUUGACAUCCCUUUUACAGUCAAUUUAGAGAUAUAAAUGCAUUAAAAGCGUAGAUGUUUUUGUAGAGCACUGCACGCGGAGACUGAUGCUGAUAAAGGCGCGUUUACACUUCGAAAACUGCUGCUGCAUGCAAAAUUACUGUCCAGGCUAAGAAUAUGGUGUUAUCUAUAUAUCUAUAGUCGAACGCGGCAGUGGAGCCAGUGUAAACGCGCCCUAAUUAAGAACGUCUCACGCACCUUCAGCUAUGGUGAUGAACGCUGGUGAACUAGACCAGACUAGGUCAGAUUAUAUAACGUAGAUAAUAAUUUACCAUUGUAUAAAACAUUUAAUUUCAUUAUGAACAAAGUUUGGUAGAAUAAAGUAUGUAAGGAUAUAAUAUAUAUUUCGUUAAAUUUAUGUAAGUUAUUUUUAAUAUUAGAUUAAUAAAAGGUUGAGAUGAACAAG
Molecule: messenger RNA, 6214 nt
Organism: Cydia pomonella (codling moth)
Lineage: Eukaryota; Metazoa; Arthropoda; Insecta; Lepidoptera; Tortricidae
Gene: Hsf
Product: heat shock factor protein
Exons: 11
Coding region: 129-2267 (712 amino acids)
Biological process (GO): regulation of DNA-templated transcription
Molecular function (GO): DNA-binding transcription factor activity; sequence-specific DNA binding
Source: RefSeq, a predicted model, not a curated record